Messenger RNA from Vitis vinifera (wine grape), 3378 nucleotides. Its product is annotated as protein TIC110, chloroplastic. Gene Ontology annotation, cellular component: TOC-TIC supercomplex I. The transcript is spliced from 15 exons. NCBI's taxonomy places the organism in Eukaryota, Viridiplantae, Streptophyta, Magnoliopsida, Vitales, Vitaceae. The coding region runs from base 127 to 3150 and encodes 1007 amino acids. The record is from RefSeq and is a predicted model, not a curated record. Gene Ontology annotation, biological process: protein import into chloroplast stroma.
CAAUACUAUCACACCCUUAUUUUAUCUUCUCUUUGUGCUCUCUAUACCAUCUUCCCCUUCCUCAUUUCAGGGUCUGCUUAAACCCUACUCUCUCCACUGCUCCAAACCCUAGAUUCUGAAGGAGGUAUGAACCCUUCUCUUCUCACAGCUCCUCCUCCUUCUCAACACUCCUCUCCCUUUCUCAAUCCCACACCUUUCCGCUUCUCAACAACCUCCCUCACAAGACGACGUCGUUAUCGAAUCUCACUCAUUCGGAGCUCAUCCACCCCUCCCGACCCUCUCACCUCGUCACCCCCCUCCGUCACAUCCGAUGUCUUCGGCGGCCGGAGGGAGCUCUCGGGGAUUCAGCCUUUGGUCGACAGCUUGUCGCCGCCUCUCAGGCUAGUUAGCUCCGCUCUCAUUGUAGCUGGCGCCAUCGCCGCCGGGUACGGCCUGGGGUUUCGGUUCGGGAAAUCUCGGAACACCGCAUUGGGCGGUGCUGUGGCUAUUGGAGCGGCCGGUGGUGCGGCUGCGUAUGCGUUGAACGCUUGCGUUCCGGAGGUUGCCGCGGCGAAUUUGCAUAAUUACGUCGCCGGAUGUGAUGACCCUGGGGCUGUGAAGAAGGAAGAUAUUGAAGAAAUUGCGAAUAAGUAUGGUGUUAGCAAACAGGAUGAAGCAUUUAAUGCAGAGCUUUGUGACUUGUAUUGCCGGUUUGUAACUUCUGUCGUUCCUCCGGGGAGUGAAGAUCUCAAAGGUGAUGAAGUUGACACAAUUAUCAAAUUUAAAAGUUCUCUUGGAAUUGAUGAUCCAGACGCAGCAGCCAUGCAUAUGGAGAUUGGUAGGCGAAUUUUCAGGCAAAGGCUUGAAACUGGGGAUCGUGAUGGUGACAUAGAGCAGCGUCGGGCAUUUCAGAAGCUGGUUUAUGUCUCAACUCUUGUGUUUGGUGAAGCAUCAAAAUUCCUUUUACCUUGGAAACGUGUUUUCAGGGUUACUGAUUCUCAGGUUGAGGUUGCUGUCCGUGAUAAUGCACAGCGGUUGUAUGCCUUCAAGCUAAAAUCAGUUGGCAGAGAUGUUGAUGUGAAUCAGCUUGUUAGCCUUAGAGAGGCGCAACUUUCUUGUCUGCUUUCCGACGAGCUUGCUGAGGAUAUGUUUAAGGAGCAUACAAGAAAACUGGUUGAGGAAAACAUUUCAACAGCGCUAAGUAUAUUAAAGUCUAGGACGAGAGCAGUCAGGGGAGCUACACAAGUUGUGGAAGAGCUUAAUAAAGCACUGGCAUUUAAUAAUUUGCUAAUCUCAUUGAAGAAUCAUCCAGAUGCAGGCCGCUUUGCUUGUGGGGUCGGGCCAAUUUCUUUGAUGGGUGGUGAGUAUGAUGGUGACAGAAAGAUGGAUGAUUUGAAGCUUCUAUAUAGAGCAUAUGUUGCUGAUUCUUUAUCAAGUGGUCGUAUGGUGGAAAAUAAGCUUGCUGCGUUGAAUCAAUUGAAGAAUAUAUUUGGUUUAGGUAAACGAGAAACAGAAGGCAUUAUGCUUGAUGUUACCUCAAAGGCAUAUCGUAAGCGACUUGCACAGUCUGUGUCUGGUGGUGAUUUAGAAGCUGCAGAUAGCAAAGCUGCCUUCCUCCAAAAUAUUUGUGAUGAGUUGCACUUUGAUCCAAAGAAGGCCAGUGAGAUCCAUGAAGAAAUUUAUCGGCAAAAGCUCCAGCAAUGUGUAGCUGAUGGAGAGCUGAAUGAGGAGGAUGUUGCCAUUUUGUUGCGGUUACGAGUCAUGCUCUGUGUUCCUCAGCAAACUGUUGAAGCAGCUCAUGCUGAUAUUUGUGGCAGCUUGUUUGAAAAGGUUGUGAAGGAUGCAAUUGCUUCUGGUAUUGAUGGAUAUGAUGAUGAUGUUAAGAAAUCUGUGAGAAAAGCUGCUCAUGGCUUACGCUUAACAAGGGAGGCUGCCAUGUCUAUUGCUAGUACAGCAGUCCGGAAAAUUUUCAUGAACUAUGUAAAACGAUCACGAGCUGCUGGGAACCGUAUUGAAGCCGCCAAAGAACUUAAGAAGAUGAUAGCAUUCAACUCCUUGGUUGUGACUGAAUUAGUAGCAGAUAUAAAAGGAGAAUCAUCUGAUGCUGCUUCUGAAGAGCCUAUUAAGGAGGAAGAGGUACAAAUCGAAGAGGAUGAUGACUGGGAUUCCCUUGAGACACUCAGAAAAAUAAAACCCAGAGAGAAACUUACUGCAAAGUUGGGGAGACGAGGAGGGCAAACAGAGAUAACUCUUAAAGAUGACCUCCCAGAAAGAGAUAGGACUGACCUUUAUAAGACAUACUUAUUGUUCUGUCUGACUGGGGAAGUGACCAAGAUUCCGUUUGGGGCACAAAUCACCACAAAGAAAGAUGAUUCAGAGUAUCUUCUGCUGAACCAGCUUGGUGGAAUCCUAGGUUUGACUGAUAAGGAGAUUGUGGAAGUUCAUCGGAGCUUAGCAGAGCAGGCUUUCAGACAACAAGCUGAGGUGAUUUUAGCUGAUGGGCAAUUGACCAAAGCUAGGAUCGAGCAGCUCAAUGAGGUGCAGAAGCAAGUUGGACUGCCACCACAGUAUGCACAAAAGGUUAUAAAGAAUAUCACAACUACAAAAAUGGGAGCUGCCAUUGAAACUGCUGUCAGUCAGGGAAGGCUCAACAUAAAGCAGAUACGAGAACUCAAGGAAGCAAGUGUUGAUUUAGAUAGCAUGUUAUCUGAGAGCUUACGAGAGAACGUCUUCAAAAAAACUGUUGAUGAAAUGUUCUCAUCAGGCACCGGAGAAUUUGAUGGGGAGGAAGUCUAUGAGAAGAUCCCUUUAGAUCUCAACAUUAAUGCUGAAAAGGCAAAAGGGGUUGUUCAUGAGCUUGCACGAACUAGGUUAUCAAACUCCCUGAUUCAGGCUGUGUCCUUGCUCAGGCAGAGAAACAGUUCAGGGGUGGUUUCCUCUCUUAAUGACUUGCUAGCUUGUGACAAAGCUGUACCCUCUGAACCGUUAUCAUGGGAGGUUACAGAGGAGUUGGCUGAUCUUUUUGCUAUAUACAUGAAGAGUGACCCAGCUCCUGAAAAACUGUCCCGCUUGCAGUACCUGCUGGGCAUAAGCGAUUCAACUGCAGCUACGUUGCGAGAGAUGGGAGACAGAGUACUGCAAAUCGGAACAGAGGAAGAGUUUGUAUUUUAGAUUCUGUAAUGAGAUGCAACGUUCUAAGCACAUGGCUCAUUUUUGUUUCCCCUUUUUUGGUCGGCCCCUUUUCUUCAGAAACGAGAAACAAUAGGGUGAUUAGUAGUGACAAUUUGCCAAUGCAGUCUGGGAUUCCAAAUAGGCAUGAAGGUAUCAAUAGAUGUUUAAUACCAAUUAUCGUGUGCGAAUAUUCUUAAAAAUAAAUAAAAUUCUCAAUGCUUGAUAUCC